This is a messenger RNA of Pantherophis guttatus, 2115 nucleotides long. The record is from RefSeq and is a predicted model, not a curated record. Lineage: Eukaryota; Metazoa; Chordata; Lepidosauria; Squamata; Colubridae.
GGUGCUUUACAAUAAAAAUACAGUGUUAAGAGCUGGAAGAAUGAGAAAACUAUUUGCAUAAUAAUUUUGCUGUUAGCUUCUGCUGCUUAUCAACCCUGGAAAGCAAGUGACAAUUUUUCCUUCUGAAGAGUUUGAAGCACUGCCUGAAAAACUGAAUUAUUUGCUUCAUUUCUUUGUUGCUAUAUUAUUCCAGUAAUAUUUCUGCCUCCCAAGUUUCUUGACAACAAAUAAACAUAAAAUGAUGAAGGGACGGUAGUAGCUGGAAGAAAUGUGCUGAGAUAUCCAAAUUGCUGAACUGAGGUUUGGUAGUUCAAACAUUGCCUGAAGAGCCAUGAAGAGCUGUUUCCUCCUGGUUGCUGCUUUUCUUCUCUGGCCAAGCUUCUCUUCUCAAAAUGUAUGUGAAGAACCAGAUGAAAUUGACUUUGGAGAAAUUGUGACUACUGAGAAGGUCAAGUACCUGGAAAACGAUCGAGUACAAUACAGGUGCAACCCUGGCUAUGUCUUGGAAGGACCUGAAUGGAUUCAGUGUAAGGAACAAGAAUGGACACCACAUCCACCAAAAUGCUUGGCACCAUGCCGUAUCACAAGGCAACAGCUAGCAGCAAAAAAAUUGUUUGCAUUUGGAGGUCAGAGAAAAACUCAGUUUAUUCAAAGUAAUCAUAGCCUGCAAUUUCAGUGCAAUGAAGGAUAUGUCCUUGUGGCUCCAUCUGUCAGAAAGUGUGUUGACAGUUACAUGGAGUUGCCUUUAUGUAUCUCUGAAAGAGGGCAAAACUGCAGUGGUCCACCCAGGACUGAGAACGGAGACAUUUCUACUUUAUCUGAGAAGCAAUACAGAUCUGGCUCUUCAGUAGAAUUCAGAUGCCAAAAAUAUUAUGCCAUGGAAGGUCAGAACAGAUCUUUCUGUGACAAUGGGACCUGGACAAAAGUGCCCAUUUGCCUCGAUCCCUGUAUGAUUCCCAAGGCUGAACUGGAAAGGCAGAAGAUAGAAGUUAAAGAUGGAAUGGAUGCAUCUGAAAAUACAUUUGUUCAACGUGGUCAUUCUAUUGAGCUCACCUGUAAAACAGGAUAUGUCCUUGCAGCAAAUGCUUCCCAAUCAGCUUCUGUAAUCCAUUGUAAUGGGACACCACCUGUAAUUCCUAAUUGCAAAGCAUAUGAUUUAUUUUGUCCAGAAAUUACAUGCAACUCUCCAAGAGUAUUGAAUGGUUCUUUCCGACCUAUUAAAAAUAUAUACCAUGAUGGGGAUUUAAUUCGAAUACAGUGUGACAGUGGAUUUAUACUUGAAACAGAUUAUGGAGGAAAGGUGGUUGAAUGCACAGAAAAUGGAUGGUCACCUUCACCAAAAUGUGUCUUCGAAAUAACUUGCCAGGCAGAUUAUAUUGAACAUGGAACCAUAUUAUCUCCAAAGGUCAUUUAUAAGGAAGGUGAGAGAAUACGAUUCUCCUGUAAUGAAGGAUACACAUAUGUUGACAGACCAGAUGCCUUAUGUACUGAGACUGGAUGGAGUACAAUACUUCAGUGUACAGAAAUUCAAUGUCCACCUCCACAAAUGAGGAAUGGCCUCUUUCGACCUUACCGAUCUCAAUAUAUGUAUAAUGAUGCAAUUGAGAUAUGGUGUUCUCCUAUGUCAAAUUUUGGAAAUAAAUUUUCUAAAUGCACUGCUAAUGGUUGGAGCCCACCUCCUCUCUGUUAAGAUUUAAGACAAUGAACAACAGCAGCCCAUCUGGACAUUAGUAAUUAUGGAUCAUUCUCUUUAAUAACAGUUCAUGAAACUUCACUGUGAUCUCUGGAUUGUCUGUAACAGUUUGCAAUGGAUAAAAGCCUACUUUCUAAAAAAUUACAUUUUAGUACUUAGUAUUAUUGAUGAAAUGAUAAUGCAGUUUUCAACAAAUAUAUUGGUCAUCUUUAUUAUAAUAUAUGAUAUACAUUUUUCAAAAUGUACCUGAAGUCAAUCAUGCAUACCUUUAUGUAUAAUUUUUUAGCCAAAACAUUUGAUUAAGGAGAAUAACAAAUCAUCAGCCCUUCUUAAAGUAGUGACAAUAGACAAUAGAUCAUUGAAAAUAUUUUAGCAUGAAGUGUUGAUUUCAUUACAUAAAUAAAACUCAUCUGUAAAAAUCA